GCUCGGUCUUUUUCCUCUCCAGUCUGUUUGGGUGGCCGGCCUGUUCUCCGUCUCCUCCACCUCCACCUCCACCAAACGUGACAAAAUGAUCAUCUUCAGGUGCCUCAUCACCCAAGACGAGAUGUUCUCGGACUCCUUCAAGUACAAGGAAUCUGAAAAUGGCAUCUUCUAUGAAGUUGAAGGAAAGCUGGUCACAAGGACAAUGGGCUUCGACGACGCUUUAAUCGGUGCCAACGCCUCUGCUGAAGAAGCAGCUGAGGGCAGUGAUGAGUCCUCAGUCUCUGGAGUCGAUAUCGUCCUCAACCACGAUCUAAAAGAGACGGGUUUCACCAGGAAGCAGUAUUUACUCGACCUGAAGGCGUACUGUAAAGCCGUUAAGGUGAAGCUGCAAGAGUCCAAUCCAGAGAGAGUGGAGACCUUCAUGGCUGAAAUGACAAAAAGUGUUAAGGUGAUCUCGGAGAACUUCAAGAACUACCGGUUUUUCACAGGAGAGUCCAUGAACCCAGAGGGCAUGGUCGCACUGCUGGACUUCCGUGAGGACGGAAUUACACCAUUCAUGCUUUUCUUCAAAGAUGGUCUCAUUGUUGAGAAAUGCUAAAUACCUGGAACUACAUCUGCAUUUCAAUUGGCUGCUGCUUCCUGAAUGGCCCCAAGAGCAGACUGAAGGAGCACUAUUUUGCAUCAUGCCUGGAAACAAACACUUUUACAAUUUCCUAAAGUCACCAUGACUCAGGCUGGGUGAUUCAAACACGACUGGUCACAGAAUACUGUUUUUAACUUUUUCUUUUUGGCUUUUGCAGUGUUUUGAUUUUCGACCCAGGAUUGACCCAGCUUUUUGUGCUUGAAUAGAAAAGGGCAGGAUAGUGUGUGGACCUCUGGAUGAAAGAAGUAUUCUUUUUUUUCCUUCUGUCUGCGUACUGUUUUAGCAAAGAUCUAUACAGGUUGACCUCCUCAGACCUCCUGUUUAUGGUUGCAUUAAAUACGAUUCCAUCUUUAAAUGAAAAUACUUAUGGUUUAAUUUGAAAAAAUAAAGUCUAGUACCACCA
Anoplopoma fimbria (sablefish) is the source of this 1046-nucleotide messenger RNA. RefSeq names its product tumor protein, translationally-controlled 1 (gene tpt1). The coding region runs from base 86 to 598 and encodes 170 amino acids. The transcript is spliced from 6 exons. The record is from RefSeq and is a predicted model, not a curated record. NCBI's taxonomy places the organism in Eukaryota, Metazoa, Chordata, Actinopteri, Perciformes, Anoplopomatidae. Gene Ontology annotation, molecular function: calcium ion binding. Gene Ontology annotation, cellular component: cytoplasm.